This is a messenger RNA of Moneuplotes crassus, 2539 nucleotides long. NCBI's taxonomy places the organism in Eukaryota, Ciliophora, Spirotrichea, Euplotida, Euplotidae. The record is from the annotation of a GenBank genome assembly.
GGUAAUAGCAAUUGCUGUAGUGAACGGAUAGGAUUUGUAAACCGAUGGAGUAACGUUUAGGGAGGUAAAAACUCUGAUAAGGCUAGAUCUGAGAUUAAAUACCUGAUAGGCGACGAAAAGGAAAUAAUACGAAAGAAAAUUAAAUAUAGGGAUACGGUGGAGGUUGGCAAAAUCAGUCCCUUCCAUCGGUUUUACAAGAUCAAGAAGAAGUUUGAAGAUCAAUAUCCCUUUUCUUAUAUUUGGGUCAUUGAUGGUAACGGGGAUCAGCAUUUAGCAAAGUUUUUCGAUAAGAAGCACCAAAAUAAACAAAGUCUAUUUCAUAAAGACUUUAUAUUCACUUCUGUGAUAUCUCCACACCCUCAGAUUCUUGAGAUCAAGGAUCACUACUUAAACGAACUGGUGAUUAUUGAAGAGCCAAGGAGUAAGAAUACCCUUCUUACAGAGAUGAUAGCUGCACAGGAUAAGACUAUUCAUCCAAUUUCAUUCGUUAUCGCUUUGGUAACUAUGAAACAAAUUUCGAAGAUUCUGAAAAUUAUGCAUAAGUACAAGAUCUUCCAUGGGAACUUAAGACCUUCUAACAUUAUUUUCCAAGAAGAGAAGAACUGGAACUCGUUAAAAAUAACAGGAUUUGAGUCAGCUUGAAUACUUGCUGAGAAUCAUAAUUUUGAUAAGAAAUUUGAAGAAAUCAACGCUGGUGAAGACUAUUACUCAACGAUGAAUAUAUAUACAGAAGUCAGGAAGAAAUUUGACUUAGAAGAGGUCAAUGAUUCAUCAUCUAAGCUAUACUAUGCCCCAGAAUUAGCAAAAGGUGGGCCUUCUAAUACAUCUGAUAUCUGGUCAGCAGGGAUCAUUUUCUACCAGAUGUUAUCAAGAGAACAUCCUUUUGAGAACCUUGUCCACCUCGACUUCAACGAUUAUGCAAUCAAACUUGAGAUGAGAAGUCAUGAAGAGAAUUUCUUAAAUUUUGACAACACUCUUUUCCUAGAAUCACCUCAAGAAAUUUUGGACCUCAUUAGCAAGAUGCUUGUCUUUGACGCAUCUAAAAGAAUCUCUGCUAAAAAGCUAAAAGAGGAGAUCAAAUAAUUUAUCUCAUCAAUAUUCCUCAAGGAUUAAACAGGAAGUUCCCAAAGGAAUAAAGAAAUCUAAAUCAAAAACAGCACAAAGCAAAAGCACAGCACAUGAUACCUCAGUUAGGAAGAUCUAUGAUGAGCCAGACAGCGAUAAGGAGCCUCUAUUCAAACAAAAACAGGGCCAAAAAAGUUCAAAAAGAGAACAUCAAAAUUCUCACAUAGAUCUUAAAGGAGCUGAUCAGAUUCGUGAUAAACACUCUGGUGAAGGCAUCAGUGAAGAUCAUGAUGACCAACAUUCUGAUAUAUAUUCUGACUCUGAUUCUGAGAGUGAGACAGAAGAAGAGCUUGCCAGAAAUUAUCAUGAGAAGUCAUCAACCCAAACAGACCAGAUUGAUUCAAGAAAGAAUAAAAAUCAUCAGAAAGCCCAAAUUGCGCCAAAUCAUGCCAGGAAUGAUACGAUAGAUAGAAUGGAUAUUGAAGACAGGAAUUUAGAAAUGAACGAUUUUGUUAAAGAGUUAUUAAUGAAGGGAGACCCAGGCCUUUAUGAAAAAGUUGAAGAGAUGAAAGACUAUGAAGACACAACACUCAGCAAAUCUACCAAACAUAGUAGUAAGAAGAUCAUAUAUAAUGACAAGACUCAAGAGAGAGAUCAAAGAUCAAUAUCUAACAUCUAUGAAGAUCCGAUAGUCUCAGGAAAUGAGACAGAUCCAUUAAAGGAACUAAAGGCUAUUAAUUUGGAUUAUAAGAAAUCUAGUGAAGACAGCAUCCUUGUUUCGGAGAAAGACCCGAUUAAGAAGGCAAAUACAGGGAUAAAAGAAAGAUAUCAGAAAUUAACCCAAGCCAAAAGUGAUGAAUCAAGUAUAGAGCAAAUUAUAGAGCCAAGUGCUGAUGAAAGUAUCGAUCCAAGUGACAUAUCUGAAGACAAGCAGCCAUCUCGGUCUAGCACUGAGUACAGAGUUCACGCAAAGCUGAUUAUUUACGCUACCUGAGCCACCACUCUUGCUUCUGAUUCGAAGAUAGAGAAGAUACAGAAGAGGUUCCUCAGAGUUGGAGAAAAGCAGGAGAAUGUUGAUAAAAACAUAAUCCUGACUUACUUUGGAAAGAAAGUUAUUGAAUGUGAAACAAUCGAUGAUGAUACCAAAGAUACAAUAAUAGGCUUUCUUGCUGCAAAAGAAAGCUAUGACUCAAUCACUUUCAUUCAGGAUUAUCUUGCUUUAGAUUACUUUUUGGAACCAAAUGAAAAAUUUUGAACUAAAAUUUUUGACUCCAUUUGCCAAGGAAAAUCUAAACUUAACAAAAGUGCUCUCAAAACUAUUUUCAAUGGUCGCCUUGAAGUUCUUUACCCCGAAAAGGACAAGAAGCACAUAAUAAAAGCUCAGAAGAAGAUACUAAAGAUGAUCUCUUCCAAAGACAAAAAGUUUAGCAAGGAAGACUUUGUUUCAUUUAUGCUAAAAUAAUUUAAAAUUCAA